GCGGCGUGUGAAUCUGGAGCCGGAGAGUGAAGGCGUUCAGGCGGAGAGAGAGAAAGAGGCCGCGCUAUGUUUGGAGUUCCUGCUGCAGAGCGGAGCGACGGCCUCUCUGAGAGACAAGCAGGGAUACAGCUCCGUGCACUACGCUGCUGCAUACGGUCACAGGCACUGUCUGGAGCUGCUGCUGGACAGAGACGACAAUCACCAAGACGACCCAGAGUCUCUGAACGCUAAGAGCCCUCUGCACCUCGCUGCGUACCACGGGCACGCCCAGGCUCUGGAGGUGCUGCUGCAGGGGGAGAGGGAGGUGGACCAGGGGGACGAGGGGGGGCGGACCCCCCUGGCCCUCGCCGCCCUGAGGGGCCACGCAGAGUGUGUUCACACACUCCUCAGCCAGGGGGCGUCGCCGCGCCUCACAGACAGCCAAUACGGACGCAGCGCUGUGCAUCUGGCAGUGAUGAACGGCCACACCACGUGUGUGCGCCUCCUGCUGGAUGAAGUGGACGGUGCAGACCUGGUGGACUCUGCUGACGCUCAGGGCCAGACCCCUCUGAUGCUGGCGGUGUCCGGCGGUCACGUGGACGCCGUGUCUCUGCUGCUGGAGAGAGAGGCCAACGUGAACGCGGCGAGCAAACACGGACUCACCGCUCUGCACCUCGGGCUGCUGUGUGGGCAGGAGGAGUGUAUCCAGUGUCUCCUGGAGCAGGAAGCCUCUGUUCUGAUUGGAGACUCUCGGGGGCGGACCCCCAUCCACCUGGCGGCCGCUCGAGGCCACGCCUCCUGGCUGAGCGAGCUGCUGAGCAUCGCCUGCUCCGAGCCCCCCAUGCCCCCCCCGCUGAGGGACGGACGGGGGUACACCCCCCUGCACUGGGCCUGCUACUACGGUCAUGAGGGGUGUGUGGAGGUUCUUCUGGAGCAGAAAGGUUGUCGCUGUAUUGAAGGAAACCCGUUCACACCUCUGCACUGUGCUGUAGUGAAUGAUCACGAGCCGUGUGCUGCUCUGCUGCUGGAGGCCAUGGGGUCGGACAUCGCCGGCUGCAAAGAUGCUAAAGACAG
Messenger RNA from Notothenia coriiceps (black rockcod), 1053 nucleotides. Its product is annotated as serine/threonine-protein phosphatase 6 regulatory ankyrin repeat subunit B-like. The transcript has 9 exons. The record is from RefSeq and is a predicted model, not a curated record. The annotation marks the transcript as partial. NCBI's taxonomy places the organism in Eukaryota, Metazoa, Chordata, Actinopteri, Perciformes, Nototheniidae. Gene Ontology annotation, molecular function: protein binding.